Messenger RNA from Talaromyces atroroseus, 858 nucleotides. RefSeq lists its product as hypothetical. NCBI's taxonomy places the organism in Eukaryota, Fungi, Ascomycota, Eurotiomycetes, Eurotiales, Trichocomaceae. Bases 1 to 858 code for a protein of 285 amino acids. The transcript has 4 exons. The record is from RefSeq and is a predicted model, not a curated record.
AUGUCUCUCGAUCGCGCAUCUAAACUUACGCCACAACCAUGGACUGAUAUCUUUACGAACGACACCUGCAUUGAUCGACGACAAUGCCGUCGCACAGUGCCCAUGAAGAUCCUUGCCCUGGGUGUUGGCAGAACAGGAACUGCUUCCAUACGAGCUGCUCUUCAAAGACUCGGUUAUAUUGAAACCUAUCAUAUGAUGUCCGCCAGCGUGGAGAAUCCUCCCGACUGUUUGAUGUGGCACGAUGCUCUAUGCGCCAAGUACGAUGGGGUCGGCAAAUUUGGGCGCGCUGAAUGGGACCAACUCUUGGGCAAUUGUCAGGCUGUCUGCGACUGGCCGGCCUGUGCCUUUGCGAAGGAGUUAGUCGAGGCUUAUCCAAAUGCGAAAGUCAUUCUUAAUACCCGAGACGUUGACUCCUGGCACGAGUCUGUCAAGAGAACGGUUUACUGGCGUGCCAAAGACCCAGAACACUACCUCGCUUCGAAAGUCAGCUGGGCCGCCAGCAUGUAUUAUCCUAUGCUGAACAAGUUCUUUGAUACAUUCUUCCGCGGCGACUUCCUAAACGAGGGCAAACAAGUGUAUCUGGACCACCUGGAAGAAGUGCGUAGCCUAGUACCCCCGGAGAAUCUAUUGGAAUACAGGGUCAGUGACGGCUGGGGACCGUUGUGCAAAUUCCUGGGUGAUGAUGUCCCCGAAGAGCCUUUCCCGCGGGUUAACGAUAUCAGCAACUUCAAAGCGCGAUGCAGCAAACGCAAUCGACGGCAGAUGAUGAAUGCUGCCUUUCAAGCAGCGGCCUAUGGUGGAACUGUCUUUGCUACCGGGCUGAUUGCGAUUUCUUUCCUUCAGCGCUAUUUCUUUUGA